Molecule: messenger RNA, 960 nt
Organism: Choloepus didactylus (southern two-toed sloth)
Lineage: Eukaryota; Metazoa; Chordata; Mammalia; Pilosa; Megalonychidae
Product: olfactory receptor 8K1
Exons: 1
Coding region: 1-960 (319 amino acids)
Biological process (GO): sensory perception of smell; G protein-coupled receptor signaling pathway
Cellular component (GO): membrane
Molecular function (GO): olfactory receptor activity; G protein-coupled receptor activity; odorant binding
Source: RefSeq, a predicted model, not a curated record
AUGAACCAUGUGGAAAAACACAAUCAUACUGCAGCAACCAAAGUGACUGAAUUUAUUCUCAUGGGUAUCACUGACCACCCUGGACUGAAGGCACCGCUCUUUGCAAUCUUUCUUGUCAUAUACUUGGUCACAGUGAUAGGCAAUCUAGGCAUGAUUUUCCUGACUCAUUUGGAUUCCAAGCUACACACACCCAUGUACUUUUUCCUUAGACAUUUGUCCAUUACUGAUCUUGGAUAUUCCACUGUCAUUGGCCCAAAAAUGAUGGUAAACUUUGUGGUGAGCAAAAAUACUAUUUCCUAUAAUUGGUGUGCUACUCAGCUGGCAACUUUUGAGAUUUUUAUUAUCAGUGAGCUGUUUAUUCUAUCAGCAAUGGCUUAUGAUCGCUAUGUGGCCAUCUGCAAACCUCUUCUCUAUGUAGUGAUCAUGGCAGAGAAAGUGUGCUGGGUACUGGUGAUUAUUCCAUAUCUCUAUAGCACUUUUGUGUCCCUAUUUCUCACAAUUAAGUUAUUUACAUUAUCCUUCUGUGACUCUAACAUCAUCAGUUGUUUUUAUUGUGAUUGUGUGUCUCUAAUAUCCAUACUCUGUUCUGACACACAUGAAUUAGAACUGAUCAUUUUGAUUUUUUCAGGCUGUAAUUUGCUCUCUUCCCUGUUAAUUGUUCUUGUAUCCUACAUGUUUAUUCUUGUGGCUAUCCUCAGAAUGAACUCAGCUGAGGGGAGGUACAAAGCCUUUUCUACCUGUGGCUCCCAUCUGACUGUGGUGCUUGUGUUCUAUGGGACACUGUUGUUCAUUUACCUGCAACCCAAAUCCAGCCAUACCUUUGAUACUGAUAAAAUGGCCUCUGUGUUUUACACCCUGGUUAUCCCAAUGCUGAAUCCAUUGAUCUACAGCCUAAGGAACAAAGAUGUAAAAGAUGCUUUAAAAAGAAUCUUAACUAAUCAAAGAAAAAUGCCCACUUAA